Messenger RNA from Sipha flava (yellow sugarcane aphid), 805 nucleotides. RefSeq names its product putative ATP synthase subunit f, mitochondrial. NCBI's taxonomy places the organism in Eukaryota, Metazoa, Arthropoda, Insecta, Hemiptera, Aphididae. Gene Ontology annotation, molecular function: proton-transporting ATP synthase activity, rotational mechanism. The record is from RefSeq and is a predicted model, not a curated record. Bases 384 to 707 code for a protein of 107 amino acids. The transcript has 4 exons. Gene Ontology annotation, biological process: proton motive force-driven mitochondrial ATP synthesis.
AAACGAAAACUUGAGGAUGAAAACCGUGCAUUUCAAGCUGAGUGGGAGGGAGAUUUUUUUUUUUACAAAAGGCCCUGACUAAACUGUACAAUUUGUGCCUGCGGCCCUAAGGGAAAUUUGAUAUGAACUAUUUGGCUCUCUCAGAAAUCCUAGUGAGGACCCCUGCAUUACAGUUUUGUUAUAGUAUUUAUCAAGUUUCAAUAAUUUGAUUGUGCUGCGGCAGCCGUAUUUGAACAGUAAAACGUGCAAGGAAUACUGUUUAUUCGACGUGUUCGCGUUGGCACACUGGUCAGACAGGCUGAUUCAUUGAUUACACUUCAUCGCUGGUUCACUUUCUUGGUUUUCAAUCUAUCAUUCAACCGCACGACUGAACGCUUCUCGAGAUGGCCAUCGGUGAUUAUCCCGCUAAAUACAACCCUAAAGUGCACGGGCCCUACGAUCCGGCCCGUUUCUACGGAACGCCGGAUACGCCAUUCUCGCAAGUGAAACUCGGCGAGAUGACUCAAUGGAUUGGACGUCGUAAUAAGUCACCAUCAGCAUUUGCUGGAUUAUUUUCUCGUGCUUACUGGCGAUGGUCCCACACAUAUGUCCAACCAAAACGUGCUACGGUUGCUCCACUAAUCCACAUUAUUACUGGAUCGAUGUUGUUUUUCUACACUAUUAACUAUGGAAAAAUAAUCCGUGGGCGUAAUUACAAACAUCACUAAUAGUCGACUAAUAAUCGAACUACUGUGUUUAUAUAAUAAGUUAAAAUAAUUUCACAACCGCAUGUGUUAUAAAAAUAUUAAAAAUAUUUGUAUACGCA